This is a messenger RNA of Closterium sp. NIES-65, 204 nucleotides long. The record is from the annotation of a GenBank genome assembly. NCBI's taxonomy places the organism in Eukaryota, Viridiplantae, Streptophyta, Zygnematophyceae, Desmidiales, Closteriaceae.
UUACCCCUCAAUCUGCCUGCAGCAAAAGUGAUUCCAGCCCGCACCACACCACCGCUCUUCCUCGACCCAACACCGCACCAUCACCAUCACCAGCACCAUCACCUGCACCAGCACCAGCACCAGCACCAGCACCAUCACCAGCACCAGCACCAUCACCAGCAGCAGCAUCACCAGCAGCAGCAUUGGAGCUUCCUCUCUUCCUAG